Molecule: messenger RNA, 2550 nt
Organism: Alligator mississippiensis (American alligator)
Lineage: Eukaryota; Metazoa; Chordata; Crocodylia; Alligatoridae
Product: cyclin-dependent kinase 4 inhibitor B-like
Exons: 3
Coding region: 93-509 (138 amino acids)
Biological process (GO): negative regulation of cell population proliferation; regulation of cyclin-dependent protein serine/threonine kinase activity
Cellular component (GO): nucleus
Molecular function (GO): cyclin-dependent protein serine/threonine kinase inhibitor activity; protein kinase binding
Source: RefSeq, a predicted model, not a curated record
ACUGAGGGCGGCCGGUGGAAACGGAAGGGCUACGAGCUUACAGGCUGCGGCAGCAGCAGAGAGGGGGCGUGGGGGCUGCCGGCUGGCGGCACAUGGCGGCGAGCCCGGGCGACCAGCUGGCCAGCGCCGCGGCGCGGGGGGACUGCGCGGCAGUACAGGCGCUGCUGGAGGCGGGCGCGGCCCCCGACGCCCAGAACAGCUUCGGCCGCACGGCGCUGCAGGUGGUGAAGCUGGGCCACACGCCCCUGGUGGAGCUGCUGCUGCGGAGCGGAGCGGACCCCAACCGGCCGGACCCCGCCACCGGCUCCCGCCCUGCGCACGAUGCGGCCCGAGAAGGCUUCCUGGACACGCUGGUGGCGCUGCACCGCGCCGGGGCCCGCCUGGACCUGGCCGACCGAUGGGGCCUGCCCCUGGACCUGGCCCGGGAGCACGGGCACCUGCCGGUGGUCCGCUACCUCCUCGCCCAGCCCGGGGCCGCGCCCCCGUCCCAGCCCGCCCCCCGGAGCUGAAAUGCCGGGUCCAGAGCGGGGGAUUCCCGCUGCUCGGGGCUGGGCGGGACAUCCCGCCUGCUGCUCUGCUCGCUUGCCAUCUCAGUGCCAUCUCAGCUCGCCACUGCCCGCAUCUACUGGGCCGGGCUGGGCCGAGCCGGGCCGCGGGGAAGGACGGGGCUGCUGGAAAAUGCUCUUCCAACGCAUCGAGCCCAAGCCCAACCAGGACACGCCACCUCCAGCCAAGGCAAACCCGCUGCCCAUGCAGAUAGAUGCUAAAGCGCUUCGGCAUGGCAACUUAGUACUUAUAUAGCAUAGAAGGUUACGUUUAUACCACUUCUACAUUUAGAGACGAGCCUGCUUAUUUACCUUUAUAUAGCAGGCAUUUAUAGCGGAGGCUCCAUGGAAGAGGUUAUUAGAGAGGUGAACAUCAAAAAUGCAGGAAGUACGCAAUCUGGCUACAUUGUAUCUGAUAUAUAAUGUUAUAUAUCUAUUUGUCUGUUUUAUAUGACAGAGAGAGCGAGAAUGCUGGAGUCAGAUUUGUUGCGGAGCCCACUGUUUGUGUCGCUCAAGAGUGAGCUGGCGGCUGUCCUCGGAGAGCGCUAGAUUAAAGAGUAUUAGCAUGUCCCAAUCUCGCCUGCUGUGCGCGGAAUGAUUGAACACGGCGCGCCUUAUGUCUGUGAUCAGCCGUCAAGAGCCUGGUUUAAAAUGCUUUAGGAUAUAGGAUCUAGUGGAUCUAGAAUCGAGAACUACUAGAUUUAAUUUAAAAAAAAAGCCUCUGUGGAUCGAGAGAUUUCGGCAGUUGGCGGUGGUGACAGACCAAACACCCCAGCCCUAAAACGGAGCCGCUGGGGAUCGUACCCCUGCAUUGUUGUGCAUCUCGAAGGUCUCAGAGGCCGAUCUACAUGAGCCCUGACAAUGACCCUUCCACUUCUUGAACAGAGCUCCACAUGAAGCACCAAACACCGAGUUAAGCAGAGUUUUCUUGACUCCCUUGAGGACAGAAAACUCCCUCAGUCCUACUUUCCUAUGCUAUGAUGACCCGGCCCCGACGGAAACAGUUCGCUUCUAGCCGGUUGCGAGCUUUCUUUGCUCAGGGCGAGGGACCCGCGAUGUUCUUCUGGGUCCGGACGUUUUCAGUUUGCAAAUCCCAAGGGGGAAAAAAAACCCUCCCCGCUGGCGAUUCGCGCUUUCCUGAUCUACAGUUCGGUGCCUCGGGACUGGACCCUCUCCUACCCAGAAACCCCAGGUCAACACGGCAAGGUUUGCAGCCUGGCCCCGCGCUGCCUCUCAUCAUCACACAGGGAAUCCGCACCCCGACUCGGUCCCAGUACCAGUAACAACCAGCAGGGACCCAUCCUUCAGGGUGCUCAGCUCCCUGCACCGUUCCCCUUGCCUGGAAAGGCCGAGUCUACACUGUACCACUCAGAAUCCGGCUAAAAAACAGAUGGACGAAGCCUUUUUACUCUGGGAUCCUACAGACCUAUAAAUCCCACCCUAAGUGCUUGCAGCUCAGGAAUCCUCUUUUCCUCCAGGGCUGGCUGUCGUGAGUGGGUGUCAAUGCACCUGGGACACAAGGCUGCAGCCCCCAGGGCCCCUGGAGAAGUGAUUCUUAACCAGGGUGUCCCACGAUCCUUGUAAGGAUGCUGAGCAAUGUUCGCAAUAUUAGCUGAGUCAGCCAACACCUAUACUGAUUCACGGGGUAAAGAUUUGGAACAGGAAUCCAGUGUUAAAACCAUUGUGACCUGCCAUGGGCAGAUCUAGGAUUUUGAGAAAGGGGGUUGUGGUGCAUCGAUAGAUAUGAUACAUUACACAUUUUGUCAUAGAUUUCAUAGACAUUAGGGCUGGAAGGGACCUGGCAAGAUCAUCGGGUCCAGCCCUCUGCCCAAGCGGCAGGAUGUCAAAUGAUCCCAGCAAGGUAGGCACCAAGGUGAAACGAAAUUAGAAGUUUUACUAAUAUACUAGGGACCUAGAGCUACGUUAUUCCUCUCAAGAUGGUAGAACUCCCUCCUUCCCCCCAAAUAUAACGUUAUUGGAAUGGUAUAAAACGUUGAUAAACACA